This is a messenger RNA of Fusarium vanettenii 77-13-4, 921 nucleotides long. RefSeq lists its product as uncharacterized. Gene Ontology annotation, biological process: regulation of transcription by RNA polymerase II. NCBI's taxonomy places the organism in Eukaryota, Fungi, Ascomycota, Sordariomycetes, Hypocreales, Nectriaceae. The transcript has 5 exons. The coding region runs from base 1 to 921 and encodes 306 amino acids. The record is from RefSeq and is a predicted model, not a curated record. Gene Ontology annotation, molecular function: DNA-binding transcription activator activity, RNA polymerase II-specific.
AUGGGUGCCUUCGGUGUAAGGCCAGGCGAGUCAAGCCUUGUAACUUCGAGCACCGCGGUUACCAGCGCCUGCUCUCCCCCUUCAGCCCCUUCAGUCCCACCAGUACCCCCUACAGCUCCCAGUUCGGCUCCGGCUCCGAGUUCCAGUCCGCUGGUCGCUGGGCUCGGUCUUCGGGAACAGCCCGGACCCGAAUCCGAACCCGAGCCUCACACAUUUACCCACCAGGUAGCUCAUGAGCCAUGGGCGUGUCAAUCACCAAUCGCAACCCAGCCAGAUCAUGCCUAUGUUCAUUCGACUACAUCGCCCUUCCACCCGACUCCAGGAACGCCAUCGCAUCAUGAGCAAGGCUACCCAUGCGCGUGCCAAUGUUCCGUGCGAGAGUGGAUGCAGAGCCUUCAGCUCUUCCAUCACUACAGCACCUCAGUCUGGAGCUCAUUCGUCAGGGAGUCUCGAACAGAGGUGCUCUGGAAGGAGCUCAUUCCAAAGGCUGCACUGUCUAAUUCUGACUGGGGCCAGGACUUUCUGAUGCAUGCCUUGCUUGCUGUAUCUGCGCUGCACUUUGCACAUUUUAACCCAGAGCAAAGGGUCGAGUAUCAGGUCGUUUCAUCGCACUACUCAGCUCUAGCACUGUCCAGCGUCCGAAACCUUCUGAAUGAUAUCAACGAAAGCAACUGUGAAGUUUUUUUCCUGUUUGGGUCGUUGACCUUUCUCCAGUCACUUUGUAACGUUGCACAUCCGAGCGGGCCUCUCACAUCUGCCGAGGUGGCACAGUCGUUUCAACUCCUCCAGGGCAUGAAAUGCAUCCUCGAUUUCAAGUCUCUUGAGAGAUGCAAGAUGUUUGACUCCCUCCACCCCUGCAUCUGCAUCACCCCCAAGCCCAUCAUCCGAAGCUCCUACUACCUUUCAGAGACGUUUGGAUAA